Suillus plorans is the source of this 1451-nucleotide messenger RNA. RefSeq lists its product as uncharacterized. NCBI's taxonomy places the organism in Eukaryota, Fungi, Basidiomycota, Agaricomycetes, Boletales, Suillaceae. The transcript has 4 exons. Bases 89 to 1243 code for a protein of 384 amino acids. The record is from RefSeq and is a predicted model, not a curated record.
AUCCUCUAUCCCUAACCCACUGCACCUACUGCCACUGCGAACGCGUACACAUCCACUUCACAUUUGAAUCGACUAUCUGCUGGCCCAGAUGACCCAAUACACCCCCCACGUCUUCUCAUCGAACGGUUCCGAUUCUUCCAAUGUAACCCAAUACAUGCCAAACACCAGCGUGUAUAUGGGUCAAUUUCCCUGGCCCCAGCCUGCAUGCAUUCCUAAUUCAGGUGUCUACUACCCGUACGGUAUGCCAGCUAACGGGGCGCAUAGCGUCCCUCCCCCAUACGUGCCUGUCGCACCUUCGCCUGGUGCGGGUGUUGGAGUGGCGCAUCACGUGUCUCAAGCGGCACAAAACAGUUACCAACCCCCUGUACUAGCCAAUGUCUCGUAUGCCACUCAUGUUGGUCCAUACCCACCACUGACUGCUGCUGCUCCCUCACAAGACCUAUCCGCGCCACCCCUGUACCACCAACCCUUCCCAUCGAUUUCUUUUUCAGGAGGCACAAACCCUUACGCUGCACCCAUACCGCACCAAGGAUACUUCCACCAGCAUCACGGGCCUGGACUUGCGACGGGCUUUGUUUCCUCGUCUCUCCCUCAAGCACCAAGUUUUUCGGUCAGUCAAAAAUGCAUUGCGGAAGACCUAGACCGCCACAUCAAACAAAGCAAAAUAGUCCCCGGCGGGAUGAAGAACGACCCGUUAUUUACGCCUGUGUUAGAUGAACUUGGUCAGCCCAAAGGGACAUUCGUGUGUUCUAGGGACGGCAUGAUACUCAAUCCUGAGAGCUAUCUGAGGCACAUCAGGACAAAAAAGCACCUAGGCUUCAAACUAGAGAAAUUUAAAUGCCAUCAUUGCUCCAAAACGUAUACGAGACGCGAUGCUUACAAGAGACAUUUCGUCAAUGGCAAGUGCGAGCAGUCGACAGCCGUGGACGCUUCUUCAGAAUACUCAACUAGUGAGAACUCCACGAGUUCUGCUUCUGCUGCGCCUGUGACACCUACCAUGGCGUUCACGUGUUCUUACCCAUACCCCAUGCUCGCCACGUCGAUGUCCCAGAAUAUGCAGAUUGCACCCCCAGCAACUUAUAUUACGCAGUCGUGUGGAACGCCCACUGUCGUGGAUCCUGUUCUUUGCCUCUCUCAAUCAUCACGGACUAGCAUGAUCGCAGAACCCGAAGAAGAAGAAGAUGACGACGACGACGACGACGACGCUGAGUUUUGGGAGGGUAAUGAGAUAAAGGACAUCUAGGAGACGUAGCUAUAUUUAUACUCUGCUGCUGAAUAUUUUCUUGUUGUAUUAUCUGUUGUCAUUCAUCCAUGUUCUACCAACUACACACUUCCAUUAUAUUCUUCGUUCAUUCAUACAAUCGUGAUCGCUAUUAUCCUUAUCAUUAUUGUUAUCAUCAUCAUAGUGAUUUGAUGAUUCAUUGGUCGUAAUACACACAUUCCUUGCAUAC